CACCGCCCGCAGACGCUCGGAACUGCCGACCCGAGAGCUACCCGUAGAGGGCCGGCGGCGGGAGCGGAGCGGGUCGGGCGGGGCCGAGCCGGGCCGGGGCCGUGUGGGGGCCGGUCAGCGGCCAGGCCGGCGGACGGCGGGAUGGGCUGCACCGUGAGCGCCGAGGACAAGGCGGCGGCCGAGCGCUCCAAGAUGAUAGACAAGAACCUACGGGAAGACGGCGAGAAGGCGGCGCGGGAGGUGAAGUUGCUGCUGUUGGGUGCCGGGGAGUCAGGGAAGAGCACCAUUGUCAAGCAGAUGAAGAUCAUCCACGAGGACGGCUACUCAGAGGAGGAAUGCCGGCAGUACCGGGCAGUCGUCUACAGCAACACCAUCCAGUCUAUCAUGGCCAUAGUUAAAGCCAUGGGCAAUCUGCAGAUUGACUUUGCCGACCCCUCCCGUGCGGACGAUGCCAGGCAGCUGUUUGCGCUGUCGUGCACGGCUGAGGAGCAUGGCGUGCUCCCUGGGGAUCUGUCCGGCGUCAUCCGGAGGCUCUGGGCUGACGAUGGUGUGCAGGCCUGCUUUAGCCGCUCCCGGGAGUACCAGCUCAACGACUCUGCCGCCUACUACCUGAACGACCUGGAGCGCAUCGCACAGAGUGACUACAUCCCCACACAGCAGGAUGUGCUGCGGACUCGCGUGAAGACCACGGGCAUCGUGGAGACACACUUCACCUUCAAAGACCUACACUUCAAGAUGUUUGAUGUGGGCGGUCAGCGGUCUGAGCGGAAGAAGUGGAUCCACUGCUUUGAGGGCGUCACAGCCAUCAUCUUCUGCGUAGCUUUGAGCGCCUAUGACCUGGUGCUAGCCGAGGACGAGGAGAUGAACCGCAUGCACGAGAGCAUGAAGCUGUUUGACAGUAUCUGCAACAACAAGUGGUUCACGGAUACGUCCAUCAUCCUCUUCCUCAACAAGAAAGACCUGUUCGAGGAGAAGAUCACACACAGCCCCCUGACCAUCUGCUUCCCUGAGUACACAGGGGCCAACAAAUAUGAUGAGGCAGCCAGCUACAUCCAGAGCAAGUUCGAGGACCUGAACAAGCGCAAGGACACCAAGGAGAUCUACACGCACUUCACGUGCGCCACCGACACCAAGAACGUGCAGUUCGUGUUCGACGCUGUCACCGAUGUCAUCAUCAAGAACAACCUGAAGGACUGCGGCCUCUUCUGAGGGGCAGCGGGGCCUGGCAGGAUGGGCCACCGCCGACUCUGCUCCCCCCAGCCCCUGAGGAAGAUGGGGGCAAGAGGACCACGCUCCCCGCCUGUCCCCCUGGCCGCUUUGCCCCUUCUUUCCCCUCUCUGUUCUUGGCUCCCCCUUUCGCCUCCCUCAGCUCCAGAGACUUGGGGGAGGGGUUGCCGCAGGCCUCCCUGUUUGAAGCCUGCCCUUGUCCCAGGUGCAGGGAAUGGCCGCUGCACCCCCUCCUGGCAUCUGUUCUGGUUUUAACCAUCGUCUUGUUCUGUGAUGGGGGAGAGGAGCACAUGCUGAGUCUCCCAAGGCCUGUGUUUGGAGGGGCACCCACUUCUCCAGCCUGGGACCCCUGGCUUCACCCAACACCAGCCCCUGCCCCAACCCAAGUCCAAAUGUUUACAGGGAGCCUCCUCCCCUCCCAGCCCCUCCCCCACGCCACUCGGAGGCCCCAAAGGAAAAAGCACAAGAAGCGUGAGACGCCACCAUUCCUGGAGACCACAGUCCACCUGCUCAUUCUCGUAGCUUUUUAAAAAAAGAAAAGAAAGUCAAA
Messenger RNA from Hippopotamus amphibius kiboko, 1777 nucleotides. It is a transcript of the gene GNAI2, whose product is annotated as G protein subunit alpha i2. Gene Ontology annotation, biological process: gamma-aminobutyric acid signaling pathway; adenylate cyclase-modulating G protein-coupled receptor signaling pathway. Gene Ontology annotation, molecular function: GTPase activity; G protein-coupled receptor binding; GTP binding. The transcript has 9 exons. Gene Ontology annotation, cellular component: heterotrimeric G-protein complex. The coding region runs from base 142 to 1209 and encodes 355 amino acids. NCBI's taxonomy places the organism in Eukaryota, Metazoa, Chordata, Mammalia, Artiodactyla, Hippopotamidae. The record is from RefSeq and is a predicted model, not a curated record.